This is a messenger RNA of Pseudopodoces humilis (Tibetan ground-tit), 6585 nucleotides long. Its product is annotated as unconventional myosin-X-like. Gene Ontology annotation, molecular function: ATP binding; cytoskeletal motor activity; protein binding. The record is from RefSeq and is a predicted model, not a curated record. Gene Ontology annotation, biological process: axon extension. Gene Ontology annotation, cellular component: myosin complex; axonal growth cone; cytoskeleton. NCBI's taxonomy places the organism in Eukaryota, Metazoa, Chordata, Aves, Passeriformes, Paridae.
AUGCCGUCCCGGGGUGAGCGCCCAGCCGUGCGGGCACUGCGCUGCCACGGGGAGCGGGGGGCUGAGGGCGCGGGGCCGGGCACGGCCCAGACGCCCCGAAAUUCUCGGUGCCGUUUUUCUUGCCUGAGCAUACGCAGGUUUCCAGCCUGGCCUGGCGAUGCCUUUGGUUGUGAGGGGCAGGGUGCCAGGGUAUGGCUGCGGGAGCAGGACCAGCUGCAGCCAUGCACUGUUGGCUUGUGUGGCAAUGGAAAUGUUCUCUUCACCUCAGAUUAUGGCAUGGUGUUCCAGUACCCCAAGGCCUCCCUUUCCAGAGAAAAGGUCUUACCCAUGCACCAGACCAGCGUUGAUGGGGUAGAAGACAUGUCCAUGCUGGGAGAUCUGCAUGAAGCUGCCAUCCUGCUUAAUCUUCACCAGCGCUACCAACAGGGUAACAUCUAUACAAACAUUGGUUCCAUCUUGGCAUCAGUAAAUCCCUACAAACCCAUCCCUGGUCUGUACAGUGUGGAUGCCAUAGAGCUGUACAGACAGCACCGGCUGGGUGAGCUGCCUCCCCAUAUCUUCGCCACCGCUAACGAGUGCUACUGCUGCUUGUGGAAGCGUCAUGACAGCCAGUGUGUUCUGAUAAGUGGCGAAAGUGGAGCUGGAAAGACUGAGAGCACCAAGUUGCUCCUGAAAUUCCUGUCAGCCAUGAGCCAGACCUCCCUUGGGGCCCCUGUGUCUGAGAAGAGCACUCACGUGGAAGAAGCCAUUCUGGAAAGCAGCCCCAUUCUGGAAGCCUUUGGAAAUGCCAAGACAGUUUAUAACAACAACUCCAGUCGCUUUGGCAAGUUCAUCCAGCUGCACUUCUCUCAACAUGGACACAUCCAGGGAGGCCGAGUAACUGAUUAUUUACUGGAAAAGAACAGGGUGGUACAUCAGAACCCCGGGGAGCGGAAUUACCACAUCUUUUAUGCUCUUCUAGCUGGUGUGAGCGGGGAGGAGAAAGAGAGUCUUUCCCUCUGUGAGCCAGAGACUUACCACUACUUGAACCAGUCUGGCUGUGUGACUGAUGAGAACCUGAAUGAUGUAGAGAUGUUCAGUAAGGUCAUGACUGCCAUGAAGGUGGUGGACUUCAGCACUGAAGAAAUCAGAGACAUCUUCAAACUUCUUUCUGGCACACUCCAUUUGGGAAAUGUUGAAUUCAUGACAGCUGGUGGGGCCCAGAUAACAACAAAAGCAGUGCUGAAUGUUGCCAGUGACCUCCUGGGCUUAGACGCUUUUCAGCUUUCUGAAGUACUGACACAGAGGUCCAUGAUUCUGCGUGGGGAAGAGAUCAGCUCCCCUCUCACUGUGGAGCAGGCAGCUGACUCCAGGGAUUCCCUCUCUAUGGCACUCUAUUCCCAGUGUUUUUCAUGGCUCAUUAGCAAGAUUAAUACAAAGAUCAAAGGAAAGGAAAACUUUAAGUCUGUGGGCAUCCUGGAUAUCUUUGGCUUCGAGAACUUUCAGGUGAAUCGUUUUGAGCAGUUUAACAUUAACUAUGCAAAUGAGAAACUCCAGGAAUAUUUCAACAAACACAUCUUCUCCUUGGAGCAGCUGGAGUACAACAGGGAAGGGAUAAACUGGGAGGCCAUUGACUGGAUGGAUAAUGCAGAGUGCCUGGACCUUAUUGAGAAGAAACUAGGUCUACUGGCUUUGGUGAAUGAAGAGAGUCGAUUCCCCAAAGGCACAGACAACACCCUUCUGGAAAAACUUCACAGCCAGCAUAUGAGCAACCCCUACUAUGUGAAGCCUCGGGUGACAGACCAUCAGUUUGGAAUAAGACAUUAUGCAGGGGAGGUGCUGUAUGAUGUGAGAGGCUUUCUGGAGAAGAACAGAGACACCUUUCGUGAUGACAUUUUAAACAUGCUGAAAGACAGCAGGCUGGACUUCAUCUAUGACCUUUUUGAAAAAGUCUGCAGUCGUUGCAGUGAAGAGACACUGAAGAUGGGCACCCAGAGGCGCAGACCGACUGUCAGUUCCCAGUUCAGGGAUUCUCUCCAUUCCCUGAUGGCCACACUUAGUACUUCCAACCCAUUUUUCAUCCGCUGCAUCAAACCAAAUACAGAAAAGGCGCCGAACCUGUUUAAUCCAGCUGUGGUGCUAAAUCAGCUCCGGUACUCGGGGAUGCUGGAGACGGUGAAAGUUCGAAGAGCAGGUUUCCCUGUACGGCGCCUUUUCCAGGACUUUCUCAGCAGGUACAAGAUGCUUGUGAAGGAGCCAGGCCUGUCAGACAACAGCAAAGCUGUAUGUGCAGGUUUUCUUCAGACCUAUGACAGCAGCAAGAAAGAGUGGCAGCUGGGUAAAACCAAGGUUUUCCUGAAGGAAGCUCUUGAGCAGAAGCUGGAGAAGGAUCGGGAAGAGGAGUUGAGGAAAGCAGCUAUAGUCAUCCGGGCCCACGUCUUGGGCUACAUGGCAAGGAAGAAGUAUCAGAAGGUGCUAUCCAGUGUUGUUAUAAUCCAAAAGAACUACCGAGCAUACUUCUGGAAGAAGAGCCUGCUGCGCCUGAAGGCCUCUGCGGUGACCCUGCAGAAGCACUGGCGUGGCCGCCUGGCUCGCAGCCUCUACCAGCACUUGCUGCAGCAGGAACUCCGGCGGAAGCAGGAAGCGGAGGAGAGAAGGAGGCAGGAGGAGGAAGAGCAGAUCAGAAGAGAGGAAGAGGAAAGACAAUGGCAAGAAGAGGAGGAGCGUAGGAGGAAACAGGAAGAGGAAGAGGUGAAGGAAAGAGAAAAGGAGCAACUGAAUGUGCUACUGCAGGUGGCCCAGGUGGACACAGUAAACACUGAGGAGGUGGAUAUUCCCCUGCAAGAAGAAGAGAGACGUCAGAUGGAGGAGAUCUUAAGACUGGAGAAGGAGAUUGAAAAGUUGCAGCAACAGAAAGAGGAUCACAUGUCUGUCAUCUCUGAAGACACUAGGAAUGAAAUCUAUCGUCAGCGAGAAGAAGAGAUACAGCGGUUGGAAAAAGAGGCAUCAAGGGUUGCCCAGGAGUUCUUGGAGCUGCUGGAUUUUGGCAAUCUGGAUGAAAGUGUGCAGAACUUAGAGCACUCACUUUCUAGUGAGGGGACGCUCAACAUUGACUGCAGCCUGGUGGCACCGCUGGCUGAAGAAGAGGUGGAUGAGGGUUUUCAUGCCGAUGAUGAAGGACGGCCAACUUCCAGUUUGGUGGUCUCAGAUCAGCGUGGCACAAGAAACAGUGGUAACUACUCAAAGGAAGUUGCAAACACAAGCCUUCUGCAUCUCCAGAGGGAAGUGGGAGAGGUUGCCUCUGCUCCAGGACUGCCUGUGGAAAGAACCACUAGCCCCAAGGAGCAGAGAGCCCUAUCUGACCCAGCAGAAAGCGUUUACAGCACUGUCUCUGAUACUCAGAGGAGUAACAGUGGAGAGGCAGGAGAGCCCAUUUACACCUCUCCCCAAGAUGUGGAGUCUGACUAUGACCAUGAGGAGUUUGAUGGCUAUGGAGAUGCAGGUAAUGCCUCAGCUGAGCCUCUGAAUGAUGAGGAGGGUCUGAGACACUCCCAUGGUACCAGCCUGGACUCCAACCGUGGUAGCCUGGACUCGUUUCUGGAGAGUGAAGAAGAAGUGGAUGUUUACAUUGAUACAGAUGAGGAGUUUUGUAAUGGACGAGUCACAAUCUUCAAUGGCUCAGGGCCACCCUAUUUUCACAGUUACCUCUACAUGAAAGGAGGACUCAUGAACCCGUGGCGGCGGCGCUGGUGUGUCCUGAAGAACGAGGCCUUCAUGUGGUUCCGCACCAAGCAGGAGGCCCUGAAGUCGGGCUGGCUCUACAAAAAGGGCGGAGGAAUGUCGACGCUUUCGCGCCGCAACUGGAAACGCCGCUGGUUCGUGCUUCGAGAGUCCAAGCUGAUGUACUUUGAGAAUGAUAGUGAGGAAAAGCUGAAGGGGACUAUUGAUAUCAGAAGGGCAAAAGAGAUUGUGGAUAUCCAUGAAAAGGAGAAUGCCUUGGACAUUGUGACAGAAGACCGAGUUUACCACAUCGUUGCAGAGUCACCAGAAGAUGCCAGUGGUUGGUUUAAUGUCCUGAGCCGAGUUCACAGCGCUACAGCACAGCAGCUGAGGGAAAUGCAGGAUGAACAGGCCAAUCCAAAGAAUGCUGUGGGAACCCUGGAUGUUGGGCUUAUUGACUCUGUCUGUGCCUCAGAUAAUCCUGAUAGACCUAAUUCUUUUGUGAUCAUCACAGCCAAUCGUGUGAUUCACUGCAACAGUGACACUCCUGAGGAAAUGCAUCACUGGAUCUCCCUGCUGCAGAAACCCAAAGGCGAAUCCAAGGUCGAUGGCCAGGAAUUCCUUGUGAGAGGCUGGCUUCAUAAGGAGGUUCAGAGCAGCAACAAGAUGUCCUCUCUGAAGAUGAAGAAGCGCUGGUUUGUUCUGACAAACACUGCCCUCGACUACUACAAGUCAUCAGAGCGCACAGCUGCCAAGCUCGGCACGCUCGUGCUCAACAGCCUCUGCUCCGUAGUGCAGCCCGAUGAGAGGGUCUUCAAAGACACAGGCUACUGGAACAUCAUAGUCCAUGGGCGGAAGCACUCCUACAGACUGUACACAAAGCUGCUGAACGAAGCCAUGCGCUGGGCCUCUGCCAUUCAGGGUGUCAUUGACACCAAAGUUCCCAUAGAAACACCUACACAGCAACUCAUCCGUGACAUCAGGGAAAACAGCACAAACUUUGAAGUAGUGGAACAGACAUAUAGGAGGAACCCAAUCUUGCGAUACACCCAGCACCCCUUGCAUUCCCCACUGCUCCCACUUCCCUAUGGAGAUGUCAGUGUCAACUUGCAACAAGAGAAGGGUUACAGCAGCUUACAGGAUGAAGCAGUGAAGAUCUUUAACUCCCUUCAGGAAAUCGAGACAGUGUCUGACCCCAUACCCAUUAUCCAAGGCAUCCUGCAGACCUGCCAUGAUUUAAAGCCCCUCCGUGAUGAAGUGUACUGCCAGCUCAUCAAGCAAACCAACCACAUGCCACAUCCCAACAGUACUGGGAACCUGCACCACUGGCAGCUGAUGACCUGUAUGAGCUGCACUUUCCUGCCCAGCAGAGGGAUCCUGCGCUACCUCAAGUUCCACCUCCGAAGGGUAAAGGAUCUCUUUCCAGACUCAGAAAUAGACAGGUAUGCACAGUUCAUCAGUGAUUCCCUGAAGAGAACAAAGACAAGGGAGUUUGUGCCCUCCCAGGAGGAAAUACAGGCUCUUCUCACCCGUGAGGAAAUGACCACAACAGUGUAUUGCCAUGGUGGUGGCUCCUGCAAAAUAACCAUCAACUCCCACACCAGCGCUGGGGAGGUGGUUGAAAAGCUGAUCCGAGGGUUGGCAAUGGAGGACAGCCGGAAUAUGUUUGCACUCUUCGAACAUAAUCAACAGGUUGACCGUGCUGUGGAGAGUCGGGUGAUAGUGGCUGAUAUCUUGGCCAAGUUUGAGAGACUUGCUGGCUCUGAAGAAGAAGAGGAGGAAGGACAGUGGCAACUGUAUUUUAAGCUUUAUUGCUUCUUGGAUAUUGAGAAUGUUCCCAAAGAUGGUGUGGAAUUUGCCUUCAUGUUUGAACAGGCUCACGAAAGCCUCAUAGCUGGUCAUUUUCCUGGGCCAGAGGACACUCUGCAGCGUCUGGCAGCUCUGCGGCUGCAGUAUCUUCAUGGAGAUUAUUCCAAAAUAAGCUGGACCCUUGAUGGAAUCUACCCAGUUAACAGGCUGAAAUCCAAAAUACUGCACUCAACAAAGAGCAGCAGCAGUACCAGUCACACUCUGGAGAGGAGACGGACCAGCUUCCUUGAAGGGACAUUGAAGCGCAGCUUCAAGACAGGGUCUGUAAAGAAGCAGAAGGUAGAAGAGGAGCAGAUGAUGGAGAUGUGGGUUAAAGAAGAGCUUUCAGCUGCUCGGGCAAGCAUAGCACAGAAAUGGACCAAGCUGCAGGGGCUCUCUCAGCAUCAGGCCAUGAUGAAAUACAUGUCCAUUGUAAAAGAGUGGCCAGGUUAUGGGUCAACCCUCUUUGAUGUUGAGUGCAAGGAGGGUGGAUUCCCCAAUGAUCUCUGGCUUGGCGUCAGCACAGAGAACGUGUCUGUCUACAAACGAGGGGAUCCUAAACCAUUAGAAACUUUCCAGUAUGAGCACAUUGUUUUCUUUGGAGCACCACAGCCCAACACCUUCAAAAUUACAGUGGAUGAGAGAGAAAUGUUCUUUGAAACCUCCCAGGUGGGCGAGAUAAUAAAGAUCAUGAAAGCAUACAUCAACAUGAUCGUGAAGAAACGCUGCAGUGUCAAAUCAGCCACCAGUGUGGACAGUCAUGCAAGCAUCUGGACUAGGUGAUACGGAUGAACUGGCACUAGUUUAGUCAUGGGUAUUUGCAACUUGCCAGCACAAGUGUAGCAAAGACGUUUCUUAAGAAUUCAACUGACUACUGUAUUUAAAACCUGAAGUGACAACUACAGUACCAUAGGAUUUGCACCUCUGCCCAAAGACAUUAAACAGUUACAACUGUUGUUUAAUACUAAUGACCCAAAACUUCUUUUCCCCUUGCUUGUUUAAUGAACAAUGUACCUUAAAGAAGCAAAGUCAGAAGCA